Molecule: messenger RNA, 1155 nt
Organism: Aureobasidium melanogenum CBS 110374
Lineage: Eukaryota; Fungi; Ascomycota; Dothideomycetes; Dothideales; Saccotheciaceae
Exons: 3
Coding region: 1-1155 (384 amino acids)
Source: RefSeq, a predicted model, not a curated record
AUGGCAAGUCAGGAGCAGAUUGCAACGAUUAAUGCUCUCGUCGCCGAAGGCAUUCCUCUGUCCGAAAUACCUGCUGGUCGGCCACCUCCUGGACAGGUGUCUCAUAUCCACCACGCAGUCGGCAGGACACACAUGAUCACAACCUGCGACAUUAUCUGUAUCAUUCUUGUCUUCGGCGUGGUCGCCGCGCGAUUCUACACACGCACACGCCUGGUAAAGAAUCUUUGGUGGGAUGAUUGGUGCACACUAUUCUCCUUUGCGUGCUGGAUUGGCGAAACGGCCUUGUACCAGGUGGCGGCCACAUGGGGAGCAGGCAAACACAUCUGGGACCUCCCCGUGUCGAACCUCUUUCCCUUUUUCCUGCGUGGAUAUGUGGUGACUGCGGUGAUGUACAGCGUGACCAUGCUGUUCGCGAAGCUGUCCAUCUUGCUGCUUUAUCGCCGCCUAUUUCCCAUCGCCAACUUUGCCAAGAGUUGGUGGUUCGUGACCGCAUUCACAGUCGCAUACUCACUUGGGGGUAUCUUCUCCUCACUGUUCCAAUGCAGACCCAUACAGUCUACGUGGUCUUUGCAUAUUGUACCUGAGUACUGCAUCGACACCGAGAGCUUCUACAUAACCAACGCGGCCCUGAAUGUCGUGUCUGACCUUAUGAUACUUGUGUUGCCGGCCCCCAUCGUCUGGGGUCUGAACACGGAUGUCCGUAAGAAGGUCAUCCUUACGGGUCUCUUCUCAAUGGGCUCUGUAUCCUGUCUCGUCAGUAUCCUUCGUAUGCGCUCAAUCAUCGUUCUGUACAAAGACGGCUUCAAUGAUUUGACCUGGGGCGUCGUCGAAGUUGUCAUCUGGUCGCAAGCCGAGCUGACAGCAGCGAUGUUCUGCACUUGCACACCCUGCCUCCGACCACUAUUCGAGAAGAUUACGCCACUCUUCGCCUCCGUCGUGACUUCCAGGAAGGGCACCACCAACGGCACCUUCGGCAGCAAUGGCAAAUAUGUUCGUACAAACGAUUAUGGCCACAGCCACCGCAGCACAGCAAGCAAAGCACACUCGGUUGCAGACAUCGAGAUGGAGUCUGGUAUCCAGAAGAAGGUGACUGUGGAUGUCAGUGCUAUGGGUUUCGAUGACAGCGACAGCCAGAAGAGCAUAAUGCGACACUAA